This is a messenger RNA of Paramecium octaurelia, 981 nucleotides long. NCBI's taxonomy places the organism in Eukaryota, Ciliophora, Oligohymenophorea, Peniculida, Parameciidae. The record is from the annotation of a GenBank genome assembly.
AUUAUCAAUAAUGCAAGCGUAACCUAAAGGAUUUUCAUACGCUUUCAAACAAUAAAUCAUGAAGGCGUGGUAACCAGUUCCUACUUUAAAUUCAACAAUAAUACUAUUUGCCAUGAUGAGUCUAUUUUUUCUAAUAAUGGGUAUAGUUCUAAUAAGUUAUUCAAAUGACAUUGCAACCUAAGAGUUUUAAUAUGACUCAUAUUGUUUGGCUUAAGAAAGUGAAUGUGUGAUUUAAAUAGCACUUGAUAGCAAUUACAAGUCUCCAGUGUUCUUUUAUUACUAAUUAACUAACUUUUAUUAGAAUCACAGAAGAUAUGUUAAAUCUAAAUCUCCUUCACAAUUAUCAGGAACAGAUUUAAGUGAAAGUGAAUUGGAUGAAUGUGAUCCAGUUGUAACUAAUGAUGAUAUGGGAAAAUCAUUAAGCGUUACAAACGAACCAUUAAAAGGGGAUGAUAAGGCCAUACCAUGCGGACUGAUCGCCAAAAGCUAUUUUAAUGACACUUUUGCUUUAUUCUAAGUUGUCAACAACACUAAAAAGGAGAUCUAAAUUUCAGGAACAGGAAUAGCUUGGCCAAGCGAUUUAGAUGGAAGAUAUAAAAAUAUCGACAAGAAUAGAUAGUGGAUAGAUAUGGAAGAUGGUAUUAAAAAUAUUUAUCUUUUAAGAAAGAUUUAUGGUUUGGAUGAGAACUGCCGCAUUACCAUAAUUUAGAAAACUAUGGGGGAAAAUAGAUUAAGAUUUAGAUGCUGGUAUAUAUGAAGUUCGAAUUAAUAAUAGUAUGAAAUACUUUAAUCCUAGUUUAUAAUGUUUCCUCCUUUAAUGGAAAAAAAUAUAUUGUUUUCUCAACCACUAAUGCCUUCGGGGGGAAAAAUGAAUUUUUAUCAAUUGCAUAUAUUUGUGUUGGAGUGGUGUGCUGCGUAGUAACUCUGGGAUUUCUAAUAAGAAAAUUUUUAUCCAAGGCUGAUCAAAAAAAAAAUAGAUGA